This is a messenger RNA of Camelina sativa (false flax), 2596 nucleotides long. Lineage: Eukaryota; Viridiplantae; Streptophyta; Magnoliopsida; Brassicales; Brassicaceae. The record is from RefSeq and is a predicted model, not a curated record.
AAUGUCCGAAAUCAUUACAUUACAUCCAUUGAAACCUCUCAACCGUGUCCCUUCUACUUUUGCUUCCUUCUAUUUCUUCUUCUUCUUCUUCUUCUUCGUUUUGAUCGAUCUGUAAGCCCAUUUUUCUCCUUCUCCCCCCUAUACCUCAAGUUUCAUCUCCUUGGAUCCACUUCCCCUCUUACACGUCUUUUUUAAUUUUUUUUUGGUUCUCCGGAUCUUCUUCAGCUAGACUCUGAUUUGGGCGUUUGUAGAAUGAUUUCUGAGGAUUUUUAGGGUUUCUUUACCCGCUUAUUGAAGUUUGCAUCUCCCCCGUAUGAGCAAGCGAUUGGUGGAGUUUUCUCGCCACUGCUUUUUCUCCUGUAUAUUGGUAAAAACGUCAAUAAAAUGACUGACCAAGGCUCUGUUGAUGGGAUUUUAGAGUUUCUUAGGCAGAAUCGUUUCUCCAAGGCUGAGAAAGCUCUGCGUAAUGAGCUCAAUAACCGCUCUGACAUUAAUGGCUUUCUUCAGAAACUUAAGCUGGAGGAUAAAGAUUCUAAUGAAAAGGCUGGUGGUGGUAAUGAACUUCUUCGGAGGUCAGGUUCUCGUGAUAGUGAAGAAGUCUCUAAGGAGCUGAUUGUGAAAGAGGUAGACUGUGGGACUAGCACCAAUGGUUCUGUUAUCAAGUGGGAAAAUGGUGCUGCUUCUGAGAAACCGAGCAAGAAAGAAACGGCUGUAUCUAGUGGGAUGAGCUUUACAUUCUCCGAUGAUGCUGAUGCGCAUUCCUAUAAAUUUACUUCCGGAAAUGGUACUUUGGAGCCUUAUCGAAACAUUGCUGAUAACAGCGUGGCGGAUUCAUAUGCAAUCGAACAGUCCAGGCAUGGGAAUUUGGCUGAUAUCGAUAAGAAGAUAUUAAUGCAUGCAGAAUCUAGUAAAUCAUUAUGGUCAGGCAAUCGUGAAACGGCAACCAGAGAUCGGAAGGCCGAACGUUUGAAUGCUUCAACAGCUACAGAUGAUAUGGUUGCAACUUGGAGAAGGAAAAGUAGUGAUUCAUCAAGUUCUCGAAUUUCUGUGAAAGAAAAUAAUGCAACGUCCAUAAAAUCUGUAAACUCAUCUCCUUCUUCUCUGUCUAAUUAUGCUUGCGAAGAAAGAAAGCAUGCUGAUAAAGAAGAUGAUAGAAAUGAUAGCAGUGAAAGAGAGGAUGACCAUGGGACAGCACUUGAUGAUGAAGAGGCAGUGGCUGUCCAAGAGCAAGUCAGACAAAUUAAGGCCCAAGAGAAGGAGUUUGAAACCUUUGACCUCAAAAUUGUGCAUAGAAAAAACAGAACUGGUUUCGAAGAGGAAAAGAACUUUCACGUGGUUUUAAAUUCGGUCAUUGCUGGGCGGUACCAUGUCACUGAGUACCUUGGAUCUGCAGCCUUCAGUAAAGCCAUACAAGCGCAUGAUUUGCAGACAGGAAUGGACGUCUGUAUAAAGAUUAUAAAGAACAACAAAGACUUCUUUGACCAGAGUCUUGACGAGAUAAAACUUUUGAAGUACGUCAAUAAGCAUGAUCCUGCUGACAAAUACCAUCUUCUACGGUUGUAUGAUUACUUUUACUUCCGGGAGCAUUUGCUAAUUGUAUGUGAACUUCUCAAGGCCAAUCUAUACGAAUUCCACAAAUUCAACAGAGAAUCAGGUGGUGAAGUUUACUUCACCAUGCCAAGAUUGCAGUCAAUCACUAUCCAGUGUCUCGAAUCACUUCAGUUUUUACAUGGCCUUGGACUUAUACACUGUGAUUUGAAGCCUGAGAAUAUAUUGGUGAAAAGCUAUAGCAGAUGUGAAAUAAAAGUCAUUGACCUUGGAAGUAGUUGUUUCGAGACAGAUCACCUAUGCUCCUAUGUCCAGUCAAGGUCAUAUCGAGCACCAGAAGUCAUUUUGGGACUUCCUUACGAUAAGAAGAUAGAUGUGUGGUCUCUUGGGUGCAUUUUGGCUGAGCUAUGUACAGGCAACGUUCUUUUCCAGAAUGAUUCUCCAGCCAGUUUGCUUGCAAGGGUAAUGGGAAUAGUAGGAUCUUUCGAUAGUGAAAUGCUUACCAAGGGACGUGAUUCCCACAAAUACUUCACAAAAAACAGAAUGCUCUACGAGCGGAAUCAGGAAAGCAACAGACUGGAGUAUCUAAUACCGAAAAGAACAUCGUUGAGACAUAGGCUUCCAAUGGGAGACCAAGGAUUCACAGACUUUGUGGCUCAUCUUCUUGAGAUAAACCCAAAGAAGCGUCCUUCUGCAGCAGAGGCACUGAAGCACCCUUGGCUUUCAUACCCAUACGAGCCAAUCUCUGCUUAAACAAUUGGUUUCUUACUACAAUGAAAAAUUAAACUGCAAAAACCGCAGGCAGAUUAGUGGAAAACCUUAUCUGAGGCAAGGGUUCAAACAAACCCCUUUUGGUGGGUGACAGUCACCUUAAUACAACAAGUUUGUGGCUGUCUUGUUCAGUCAAAUGUGAGAUGUAACACUUUUGUGAUAUUUUUUGGAUUAGAAUUGUAACACUUGUUGUCAUAGUUGUGAUUAUUAUCAUUCUCUUAGAACAGAUUAGUAGUAAAAAAAAAUUAAAAAUAAAAAAAACCUUUGUUUUGUAUCA